CCAGGCCAGCGGGCGGGGACCAGGCUAUAGGGAGCGGUCCUGGGCUUUGAGGAGACUUGCUUGUCGGUCCAGACCCGCUGGGACCAUUCCCCACAGCAAAGAUGCUCCUGGGGGUUCCGAGAGGCCGCAAGAGCCAGUUUAAACACAUCAUCCAUGGCCUUCUACCUGCAGCCAGCAUUGCACCGAAGCCAGCUGUGCCCCGCACACCUCCUCCCCGCAGCCCCAACCCCUCUCCAGAGAGACCGAGGUCUGCUCUAGCUGCAGUCAUUCUAGCAACAACAUUGACUGGCCGGACUGUUGCCCUUCCUCAGCCACAACGGAUAUCCCAGUCUGAGAGUGACGUGACUCACCUUGAAAAUGACAGUUUCAUCAUGCCCUAUGCCACCACCUCAGAGCUGAGGCAUCAACCAAACUGGCAGAGUGAGACAGGAAGAAGUUCUUUGCCAUCCUUCGAAAUGCUGGGCCAUGGGGAGGAAGAGGACACUGACUCGCACCUGUCAUCUAGCAACAAGGAGUCCUCAGAAGUCAGUGCUCAUAAGGAAGAGGGAAGAACUGGCGAUGCUGUGUAUACCACGCCACGCAGAAAUCAGCAAAAGGUUCCAUUGUCACAUGGGGUGGACAGUGAAGAUGAGGAAAAUAUUUCUGAGCAAGAUCCAACUUUUAUACCACAGCAUACACAAGAAAAAGAUGGUGAACAUUCUGUUCUGACUUUAAAGGAUGAAAAAACACCAUUAUGUGGAAAACCUCCACCCUCCCCAGAUAUAACUGGUAAAACACGUCAACGAUGUAUAGAAAUAACCAAAGAAAAGUUUGAGAAAUUAAAAGAAGAAAAUUUGCAUCUGAACACAACAAACCAAACACUUACUCUUGAACUUAACAUAGUAAAACAAGCAAUGAAAGAACUACAAUUAAAAUUUAAGAGAAGAGUAAAAGAAAAUGGAAAGCUGAAAGAGGCCGAGAAGGCAUCCUCUAAGGAAGUAGUUGCUGCACCUGAAUUACUUUAUCUAAGAAAACAAGCUCAAGAACUGGUGGAUGAAAAUGAUGGGUUGAAAAUGACUGUCCAUCGUUUGAAUGUAGAACUGAGCAGAUAUCAAACAAAAUUCAGGCAUUUAUCGAAGGAAGAGAGUAUAAAUAUUGAAGGCCUACCAUCAAAGGGCCCUAUACCACCCUGGUUGUUGGAUAUAAAGUACCUGUCACCCUUGUUGCUGGCUUAUGAAGACCGAAUGAAAGAAAAAGACGAGCUCAUUUCCACCCUUCAGGAGGAAAUGAGAAUGUUCAGGAUGCGUGUCCAAGAAGUGGUGAAAGAAAAUAAAGAAUUGCACCAACAGUUAAACAAGAAUGGUACUGUUACCAGUGAGGAAUGGCAUCGGCUUCAGACUCAGGCGGAAUUGGUUUUAGAGGAAAACAGGUUGUUGGUAGAGCAGCUGGAGAUUCAGCAAAGAAAAGUCAAGGACACCCACCAGGAGCGUCUCCAGGAAGUUUCUAAGCUGACUAAACAACUAAUGCUUCUGGAGACUAAAACACAGAGCCAAGAAAAGGAGCUAACGAAAAGCAAGAAGCAACUGGAGAAUUUAUGUACCGAAUGCCAAGAACUGAAAACACAGCUGGAGGGCAAAAUAGCAAUGAAAGUUCAUACUUCAAUUGUAAAUGAAUUACAAAGCCGGUUGCAGAAGGAAGAUGAGAAAGAAAGUGCUGAAAUGGAAGAGUUGAUGGAAAAGUUGACGGUCCUGCAAGUGCAGAAGAAGAGUUUGCUGUUAGAGAAGAACAACUUGACAGCUAAAAACAAAGCGCUGGAAGCUGAACUCGAAAGGGCACAGAAAACAAAUAGGAGAUCUCAAAAAAAAAUUGACGGCCUCAAAAAGCAGGUUGAAAAAGCCAUGGAGAAUGAAAUGUCUGCCCAUAAGUACCUGGCAAAUCUCGUUGGCCUGGCGGAGAAUAUCACUCAGGAACGUGACAGUCUUAUGUGUUUGGCCAAAUGUUUAGAAAAUGAGAAACAUGGAGUUCUCGACAAAAUUAUAAAAGGCAAUAUUCGCAUGGGAAGGUUGGAGGAAAAAGUCAAGGGGUACAAGAAGCUGGCUGCACUGAAGCUGGAUGACAUUAGUCACUGUCUGACAGAGCAGCAGGAGGACUUUGCUAGCAAGACCGCUCAGUACCAGCAGGAGAUGCGGCACCUCCAUCGGAUGCUGCAGGACAAGCAGGAUAUCCUGGAUGAGGCGCUGCAGGAGAAAAGAGCAGUGGAAGGUGAGCUUGAAGUUGUUUGGGAGUCUACCUCCAAGGAAAACCAAAGAAUCCGAGAACUUCUCCGGGCGACACUGGAGAGGACAGGCGUGUGGACCGGCACCAGAGCCUCCGAGGAUCCCCGCCUCGAGGGCCUCGCUCAGGGCGACGUGCUGGAUGGCUGCAGCCUCAGCUACUGUGACAUGAAGCCGCCUCCCUCCCCCCGCCAGGGUCUGCAGGAGCCCCUGGGCUAGGACCUGGGCCCGAAAAGUCUGCCUUGCCCAGAACUGGAAAAGGCAAACUCCCACCUAACAGUGUUUUCCUCUCAGGGCCAGGAAGAAAUAAACUGUCUCAGAAGCUUAA
Myotis myotis is the source of this 2580-nucleotide messenger RNA. RefSeq names its product centrosomal protein 89 (gene CEP89). Gene Ontology annotation, biological process: cilium assembly; mitochondrion organization; chemical synaptic transmission. Lineage: Eukaryota; Metazoa; Chordata; Mammalia; Chiroptera; Vespertilionidae. Gene Ontology annotation, cellular component: centriole; ciliary transition fiber. The transcript has 19 exons. Bases 102 to 2471 code for a protein of 789 amino acids. The record is from RefSeq and is a predicted model, not a curated record.